UCUUCCUCCCCUCCAGCGUUGCAUUCGCGGCGCUUCUUUUUUCAAAAGCUCUUGUCUCCCCUUGGAAAUCUCUCCUCUCCUUCCCCCCACCUUCACAACCAUGCAGGCCAUUCCCAGAACCGCCGCGCGCUCUGCGGCGCUGCGCAACGCCGCCCGCCGUGGCUACAGCUCGGCCAGCUCGCCCUACGCCAAGACCAUCGAGAACCUGCGCAUUAACAGCGAGACCAAGGUCAUCUUCCAGGGCUUCACUGGAAAGCAGGGAACUUUCCACGCCCAGCAGGCCAUUGAGUACGGAACCAAGGUUGUUGGUGGAACAAACCCCAAGAAGGCUGGCCAGACACAUCUCGACCUGCCCGUCUUCAAGAACGUCUCCGACGCCGUCAAGGAGACUGGAGCCACCGCCACUGCGCUUUUCGUCCCGCCCCCUCUGGCCGCCGCCGGUAUCGAAGAGGCUCUCGCGGCUGAGAUCCCCCUCGCCGUCUGCAUCACCGAGGGAAUUCCUCAACAUGACAUGGUCCGCAUCACCCAGAUGCUCAAGACCCAGUCCAAGACCCGUCUGGUCGGCCCCAACUGCCCCGGCAUCAUCGCCCCCGGCCAGUGCAAGAUCGGCAUCAUGCCCGGCUUCAUCCACAAGCGCGGCCGCAUCGGCAUCGUCUCCCGCUCCGGCACCCUGACCUACGAGGCCGUCAACCAGACCACCCAGGCCGGCCUCGGCCAGUCCCUCGUCGUCGGCAUUGGCGGUGACCCCUUCAGCGGCACCAACUUCAUCGACUGCCUCAAGGUCUUCAUCGAGGACGAGGAGACGGACGGCAUCAUCAUGAUUGGCGAGAUUGGUGGCUCCGCCGAGGAGGACGCCGCCGAGUUCCUCAAGCAGGCCAACACCGUCAACGGCGGCAAGCCCGUCGUCAGCUUCAUCGCCGGCAUCUCCGCUCCCCCCGGCCGCCGAAUGGGCCACGCCGGUGCCAUCGUCUCCGGCGGCAAGGGUGGUGCUGACUCCAAGAUUGCCGCCCUGGAGAACGCCGGCGUCAUUGUGGAGCGCUCGCCCGCUGGUCUGGGCAAGGCCCUCUACAACGAGUUUGUCCGCCGCGACCUGCUGUAAAUUACAAGUCUCUCUUUUUUCCUUCUCCUCUUUUUAAUUGGCGAAAUGAGAUGAUUUACAGUAAGAAAAAUAAAGACAGUGGACUUUGACUUAAUCAUAUUCUUAAUUUAAAUCCAUUAAAUACAUGAAAAACAAUUUAUACACGGUGGGAGUGGAGGCUGUAGAAAACGGCUGUUGAUAGGUUUCUGGAGCAUGUGGGUAGGAAGGGGAAACGGAGGAAUAAGCUCUUUUUUUCAUAGAAAAAGGGCUAUUUUUGUUUUCACUCAAGUCUAUUGCCGUAGAUUCGUGAUAGAUUAGGUGUCAUGGGAGAGCAAUUGUACCACUUACGAAGUGCG
Molecule: messenger RNA, 1434 nt
Organism: Trichoderma atroviride IMI 206040
Lineage: Eukaryota; Fungi; Ascomycota; Sordariomycetes; Hypocreales; Hypocreaceae
Biological process (GO): tricarboxylic acid cycle
Cellular component (GO): mitochondrion; succinate-CoA ligase complex (ADP-forming)
Molecular function (GO): succinate-CoA ligase (GDP-forming) activity; succinate-CoA ligase (ADP-forming) activity
Source: RefSeq, a predicted model, not a curated record